AUGGUUGGGGAACUGCUUGGUGCUUUGGAUGGCGAUGCUGAUGGGGCAGACGAAGGCGCCAAUGAUACAGAUGGGGCACUGGAUAAGGAAGGAGCUGCACUAGGCUGUAUGGAUAGACUUGGACUGCUGGAGGAACUUGGAUUUCCCGAAGGUGCCGAUGAUAUGGACGGAGCGGCACUGGGCGAGCCACUGGGAGAUGUGGAUGGGAAUUUCGUCGUAGUGGUGGGGCGGUUACUUGGAGUUGUCGAAGGUUGGUUGGAUGGCGCCAAGGAGAGUGAGGGCACAUUGGAGAUGGUUGGAUUAGCGGAUGGCAUUUUGGAUACGGAAUGGUGGAGCAGAUGGUGA
Molecule: messenger RNA, 345 nt
Organism: Seminavis robusta
Lineage: Eukaryota; Bacillariophyta; Bacillariophyceae; Naviculales; Naviculaceae
Source: the annotation of a GenBank genome assembly